CCUACUCGUGACGUCAGCACCGUCAUCAGCUGAUAUUGUAACUUUGUUUACUAUCAGUAGUCAUGUCAGCUCUUUUUUACCUCCCUUUUUGGUGUAAUUUACAAAAUUGUUAACAUGUUACCAUUGUUCAGAUCCAGAUUCGUGUCCUCACAAUUUAACCGUGUGAUUCUAAAUUUCCAUAAGAGUUCGUCGCGAUCCUUCCACUCCAAGAAGUUCCAAAAGGACAAUGUUCCAGUAACAGUACCGCCUUCAUACAAGAAACGCUUCCUACAACUCACCGGCUUAGUGGUAGCUGGGAUUGUUGGCGCCGAUUAUCUUGACGACCUCGUUUACACCAAGGCCAUUCUGCGAUUUCUCCGGUCUUUGAAGACGGCCUCCCUGAUAUCAGCCGAUUACUUCCUAUUAUUUGCGACUCACGGAGAGGAGGAGGAGGACUACACCGACUUGUUGAAGGCAGUGCACCUGCGGUGUGCAAAUCGCAUUCUGCAAACCUGCUUGGCUAACGGCGGUCUCUAUAUAAAAGUGGGUCAAGGUGUGGCGGCUAUCAACCACAUUCUGCCAGUGGAGUACACGAAGACACUGGGAAAGUUACAAAAUGACUGCAUGACAGGCGAAAAGUUGGAUGUGAAGAAAAUUUUUGAAGAAGAUUUUGGCGCCACACCGGAAGCCUUGUUUAAGGAGUUCGAUUAUACUCCAAAAGCGGCUGCUAGCCUGGCGCAGGUGUUUCGGGCGAAAGGAAAAGAUGACGAGGAUCUUGCUGUGAAGGUUCAAUACAAUGAUCUUCAAAAACGCUUCAAAAGCGACCUUGGAACAAUUAUUUUCCUUCAAGACAUAAUUGAAAUUUUUUUCAAAGAUUACAACUUUGGAUGGAUUCUCCGAGACGUCAAGAAAAACCUCGAGCAGGAGCUAGAUUUUGUGCACGAGGGUUGGAAUUCCGAACGCGCUGCAAGGGAUUUAAAAGUCUUCAAAUAUGUCCAUGUGCCAAAAGUUAAAUGGGACUUGACUAAGACGAGAGUUCUGACCACUGAAUGGAUAGACGGUCAUAAAAUCGAUGAUUUAGAAUGGAUUAAAAAAGAAAAUCUGGACCUUCGUGAGGUAGACACUAAAUUAUUUAGUUUAUUCGCAGAACAAAUAUUCAGAACAGGUUUUGUGCAUGCUGAUCCUCAUCCUGGAAAUGUAUUUAUUCGCAAAUCAAAAUCUGGCAGAUUAGAAUUAGUCUUAUUAGAUCAUGGACUCUAUGAAAGCAUUUCUGAAUGUAUUCGUCAAUCACUAUGUCAGUUCUGGGAAGCAACUGUUAUUCGGGACGAGCGCACCAUGAAAGAAACCGCAGCUAAACUUCACAUUCAGAACUACAAACAGUUCGCAGAAAUUCUAUUCCAAACGCCAAUUGACCUCAAUGUUAACAAUAUUAAGACAAGACUGACUGAGAAGGAUAUCGAACAUAUACAACACAUCGCAAAAACAAAUUUCCGGUAUAUAAUGGAUGCGUUGAAAGAGAUGCCGAGGAACAUGCUGUUUGUUGUGAGAAAUCUGAAUACAAUUCGAGCAAUUGGUCGAGAACAUGGCGACCCUGUGGAUCGGCCUAAACUGAUGGCGCGAUACGCACAAAGCUGUUUGUAUAGAAACGAAAAUCGGUGCGUUGGUUUGGUGAAAUGGUUGUUUAGGAGAGCGCGUUUUGAAUAUUGCCUGAUUAAAGCAAAUUUUAAAAGUUUCUUACUAUCCAUCUACAUUGAUAUACUACACAAACUCGGAAGAUCCCCACAAGACUCCAGAAUACUGAAAAUUUCACCGGAACUAGAUAAUGUUUAAAUUUCCUUCUUUUAAUUCACGGUCGUAAAUUAUAUUAGGUCUAUUUUAAAUUGAAUUGUUUAACAAAUUUUCAUAAUAAAUUUAUUGUUGAUGGGC
Molecule: messenger RNA, 1905 nt
Organism: Hermetia illucens (black soldier fly)
Lineage: Eukaryota; Metazoa; Arthropoda; Insecta; Diptera; Stratiomyidae
Gene: Adck5
Exons: 9
Coding region: 115-1809 (564 amino acids)
Source: RefSeq, a predicted model, not a curated record